This is a messenger RNA of Solea senegalensis (Senegalese sole), 3197 nucleotides long. It is a transcript of the gene ptgr2, whose product is annotated as prostaglandin reductase 2. Gene Ontology annotation, biological process: prostaglandin metabolic process. Gene Ontology annotation, molecular function: 15-oxoprostaglandin 13-reductase [NAD(P)+] activity. The transcript is spliced from 8 exons. The record is from RefSeq and is a predicted model, not a curated record. The coding region runs from base 822 to 1892 and encodes 356 amino acids. Lineage: Eukaryota; Metazoa; Chordata; Actinopteri; Pleuronectiformes; Soleidae.
AAUGUUUCUAAACACCCUGCCACUCACCGUGAACCCGUUUGCAGAGCUAUACUGCAGCAGGAGCUGCUGAGCUGGGACAGUGGUGUUGUGAGGACAUCCUGCUGUGUUUUAUUAGCAACAUCACUUUGACCCGUCUGAGCUGUCUAAAGGAAAUCCUCCUGCUAAACUCUACAGCACAACACAAAAACUGCAAACCUACAGUGACUCCAAACAUCCUGUAGACCUCAGACCUUGACUCAGAGAAAAAAGACCACGACGAGAAACCGAAUGAAUCACUUAAUAAUGCAGCUUUUAACCUACUCGCGAAUAGUCACGAAUAAACUCGGGGCAGCAUUUUAGUCUGGUCGGGCAGAAAUUGAAACCUUUUGAAAUAUUGACACAAUAUUGCCCACGUUUACUUCCUGCUUGGGUCUUGCUGCCCACGACUCGACUAUGCCCAGUGUACCUGACUGGUCACAUGAUAUAUAUUUUAAUAUGUGUUAGUAUGGAUGUAGAUUACUUCUGAUACUAACCUCAAACUCAUCUGGACAGAGAUCAUUUUGAUCUGAAACCCCCAUAUGAAAAUGUAGUAGCAUGAAUGUUUCCUUGUACAUGUGUGAACUGACCUGCUCUGCACUAUCCGACACAGAGUUCCUGAGUGAGCGCCUCCGGCUGACAAUGACCGAGGGUUUGUGGUCUGCAUGACUGGGGUCCUGGGGGUUCGAGGGCCUCGGGGUCCAGCCAGAGGCCAGUGCUGCUUCAUCUCUGUCCGGUGAGGACGGUUCCGGCCUACGGACCGGGACAGACACGGGGAUGACGAGCGGCAGGAGGUUGUCAUCUCGAUGCCGUUUGGCGGUCAGGCCCUCGGACUGAGUGGGACUCCAUGGCCUGUGAGGAUCCUACAUGGUGAAAAUGAGGUGCCAGUUCCUGAAAAUUUCCGUCUGGAAGAGUCAACUUUAGUGCCUGACCUGAAAGAUGGGGAGGUUCUUGUUCAGACUCUUUACCUUUCUGUCGACCCUUACAUGCGAUGCAGAAUGAAUGAACACAGCGGUGCAGAUUACCUGACUCCAUGGCAGCUGUCUGAAUGCGUGGACGGUGGAGGUGUCGGUGUGGUCGAGUCCAGCUGCUGCAGCACUUUUGCUGAACGAGACGUGGUCACUUCAUUUACCUGGCCCUGGCAGACCCGUGCUGUACUGAAAGGAAACAGCCUACAGAAGGUCGAUCCAACGUUGGUCGGUGGGCACUUGUCCUACAUUUUGGGUGCAGUUGGAAUGACGGGUCUCACUGCGCUGCUUGGUGUAAGGGAGAAGGGUCACGUGACCAAAGGGGCCAAUCAGACCAUGGUGGUGAGCGGCGCUGCUGGAGCCUGUGGUUCCAUAGCUGGACAGAUUGGCCGGCUGGACGGCUGUGUGAGGGUGGUUGGGAUCUGUGGAUCUGAUGAGAAGUGCAGAGCUUUAGUGGAUGAUCUGGGAUUUUCUGCCGCCAUCAAUUAUCGCCAAGAAGACGUAGCGACGAGGCUUAAGGGAUGCUGCCCUGAUGGUGUGGAUGUGUACUUUGACAACGUGGGAGGUGCCAUCAGUGAUACUGUAAUAGCUCAGAUGAACAGCAGCGGCCGCGUGAUCCUGUGUGGGCAGAUCUCUCAGUACAACAAGGACGUGCCGUAUCCUCCACCCCUGAGUGAGGAAACGCAGGAGAACCUGCAAAGAAAGAGCAUCACUCGAGAGCGAUUCAUGGUGCUGAAUUACAUGAGUAAAGCGGACGCUGCUCUCUAUGAGCUCAGCCAGUUUGUUAAAUCAGGACAACUCAAGGUGUUGGAAACUGUCGUUAAUGGAAUUGAAAACAUGGGAGAUGCGUUUUGCUCGAUGAUGAAAGGGGGAAACAUUGGCAAGCAAAUUAUAAAGAUAUCGGAAUGAGGAUAAUCACUGUAGCUUCUCAUAGCGACAGCACUUAUCUUUAGAUAGGAACCCACAGCUGCCUACUUCUCACCACCAGUAAUGAUCACUAAGUUUAGUUAUCACCCACAAUAUUCUGAUUUCGUAAAUUUGUGCUGCUGUAAACUUAAUUUACAGUAUAAUAUCACAUAAGAUGUUCACUAAUUCACUUAUCUACCGCUUUAUCCUCCACAUGAGGGUUGCUGGUGCCAAUCCCAGAUGAAAUAGGGCAAAAGUUGGGUACCAAGGGCCACACAGAGACAACAAUUCACUCUUUCACUCACACGUACGGUCAGUGUAGUGUCCAAUUAACCUCUGCAUGUUUUUGAACUGUGGGAGGAAGCCGGAGAACCUGGAGAAAUCCCACGCAUACACAUGCAAACUACAUAUAAGAUGUGAUUUAGAUCAUUUAGUUUGUAUCAGACUGCCAGCUAAAGUGCUUUAACUCUAAAGAAUGUACAAAAAGGAACUGAAAGCAAACACACAAAGUUUACUGUAAUGAACAUUUUUUUUAUUCCACAGCACUAAAAACCAUUAAUAAAAUAAAAAUAGUGGUUGUUCAUUUCUUACGAGUGUGUGAGAAAAGUGUGUGGCAGGUGCAAAAAUCAUACUCUUCAUUCAUAUUUAUUAUACGCUUCAGUAUUUUCAACAUAAGAGCAGGUGUAGAAAGAGUCAAGUUAACACCAGCACGUCACUUUUACAGUGGAGGCGAUGCAGUCAGUUUGUGCCUGUUAAAUUUAAAGUACAAAAUGGCCAGACAACCAGAUUUAGCGUAAACCAUAAACAGCGAGCUUUUAUACUGUGUUUGUUUGUGGAAAAAAAAUAAAAACAAGUCACAUGUAUAGUUUGGAAAUGGUGGCAAAAUGCAGUACAGUACUUAAAAUCCAUUUAACACUGCCUCCUUGUGGACAGUUGGAACUAUCCAAUAACAUAUCAACAUACAUAUGCUUGAGUUAUUCACUUAAUCGUGCUCCCUUAUAAUGGAAUAUACUCAUCUAUGCAAACUAUUACCAUCAUCAUUGCCUCUAAAUCCAUUUUCUCAGUGUGUUUUGAAAAAAGCACUGAGCAGAUUUUUGUACUAACUCUGGGACAUUUUUGGAGAAAAUGACCAUUCAGUCCAUUUUUGUACUUUUAUCAGUUGGUUCUUGUGGAAAUCCAGAAACCUGGUACUAGAGGAGAAAUGACUGAAUUGAAGAGGAACACAACAGUUUAUGCUCUCACACCUUCACCAUAAAAAAAGAGAGAAAAAAAAAAAUCAACAUUGUGAACAAUACAGACAUGUAAUUU